Pseudonaja textilis is the source of this 5751-nucleotide messenger RNA. Lineage: Eukaryota; Metazoa; Chordata; Lepidosauria; Squamata; Elapidae. The record is from RefSeq and is a predicted model, not a curated record.
AUGGCUACUGGGGGACUGCUGGGUGCAGAAAACUUCCGCCGAUUCACUCCCGAAUCUUUGGCUGCCAUCAAGAAACGUAUCAUGGCCAAAAGAGACUUGCCACCCACAGAGAAGCUGCGGCCUCAGCUUGAUCUUCAGGCUUGCCAGAAAGUCCCUGCUCUUUAUGGAAACCCUCCUGUGGAACUCAUUGCAGAGCCCUUGGAAGAUCUUGACCCCUACUAUCAUGAUCACAAGACAUUUAUGGUCUUGAAUAAAAGGAAAACAAUCUUUCGAUUUACUGCCACACGGGCUUUGUACAUCUUAAGUCCUUUCCACAGAAUUAGGCGGAUGACAAUUAAAGUUUUAGUUCAUUCAUUGUUUACUUGGUUUAUCAUGCUCACUAUUUUGACUAACUGCGUGUUCAUGGCUCUUUCGGAUUCAUCACAGACGAACAGCAAAGAGAACUCUUCAAGCAAAUACGUUGAGUAUAUAGGGGAGUUUAUUGAACUGGGAAAUGUCUCCGUUCUUCGGAUGUUCCGAGUGUUGAGGGCUUUGAAAACAAUUUCCAUUGUCCCAGGCCUGAAGGUCAUUGUUGGAGCUUUGAUCCAGUCGGUGAAGAAACUCACAGACGUGAUGAUCUUGACUGUUUUCUGCUUGAGCGUCUUCGCCCUCAUUGGCCUCCAACUCUUCAAGGGACAUCUGAAACAGAAAUGUGUCAGGAACUAUACGGAAUUUAUCAAUCAGAGCAUAAGUAACAUUUCUUAUGAGAUUUUCAUCAACUCUAAAGAAAAUUACCAAUUGAAAAAUGGCACUGAAGACUUUUUGCUGUGUCGCAAUGGUUCCGAUGGAGGGUCCUGCCCACCACAAUACGUGUGCCUGAAAGUCGGAGAUAAUCCUGAUUUUGGCUUCACCAGCUUUGAUACUUUUGGAUGGGCUUUCCUCUCCUUGUUUCGCCUCAUGACGCAAGACUACUGGGAACGCCUCUACCAACAGACGCUGAGAGUAUCCGGGAAGAUCUAUAUGCUAUUUUUUGUGCUGGUCAUUUUUCUGGGCUCGUUUUAUCUGGUCAAUCUAAUCCUAGCUGUGGUCACCAUGGCUUAUGAAGAACAGAGCAAGGCCACUAUUGCCGAAACAGAGGCCAAAGAGAGAAAAUUUCGGGAAACCAUGGAAAUGCUAAAAAAAGAACAAGAGGAAUUAAACGCCAAAGAAAAUGACAGCAUGUCUCUUAGCUCCUUUGAAGUGUCUCCAGCAUCCAAGGAAGACAAAGAACGAAGCAACCGAAGGAAGAAACUGUCCUUAGGAAUGGAAGAUUCGGGGCCAGCAUCAAACGACAGCCAUCGGAAAACAAUCUUCAGCUAUGGUUGUGGGCCUUCUUCAAACCCAUCAAAACGGAGGCUAAGUCAUGGGAAUAUCUUCAGUUUCCACCUAUCAGGGAAAGAGACUGGAUCCAAGGCCGAAUUUGGGGAUGAUGAAUCCAACAGUGUUGGGGAGAUGGAGCUCCAACGUGGCUGUACUUUGCCUACACGUAUAGUAAGGCAUCCAAGCACCCAAAGUCAACCCGGCUAUGGAUCACAUCCGGCUACUCCUAACUACAUGCAGUCCAAUAGAUGGAAUGCCGGAGAUGAUUGCAACGGGAUGAUCUCCAUGGUGGGACCUGGUGGAAUGAGGUCUUUGAACACGGACUCUCUUUCAGAAGAAGGCAUGCUGCUUCCUCCUGUGAUGGAAAAUCCUAGAAUGAGCAGCCAAAUGUCUUUGUACGAUGAAGCUAACAAGAUGGUCCAAGCUCAUCGACUGUCAGUUGAUUAUUAUAACCAGCCACUUCAGAGACAACGGGCAGCGAGUGCGGUCAGCAUUAUCACCAGUGUCCUUGAAGAGCUUGAAGAAUCAGAUCGAAAAUGGCCUCGCGUCUUGAACAAGUUAGCCCGCAAGUAUCUUAUCUGGAACUGUUGCCCUCUGUGGCAGAAAAUAAAGAAGAAAGUGGGUGUGGUUGUGAUGGACCCCUUUACCGAUCUCAUCAUCACACUUUGCAUUGUGAUGAACACUCUUUUCAUGGCCUUGGACCACUACAAAAUGACCCCCCAGUUUGAGCAAGCUCUUUCGAGUGGUAACAUGAUUUUCACAGCCAUUUUCACGGCAGAAAUGAUCCUGAAGAUCAUCGCCAUGGACCCUUACCAUUAUUUUCAGCAGCGUUCGAAUGUCUUCGACAGUGUGAUUGUCCUGAUCAGCAUAGUCGAACUGAGCACGUCGAGCGAGACGAAAGAGAACAAGAAAGGAAAAAAGGGCGGGAAAAAGGGCAGCUAUUCUGUCCUGAGAACUUUGAGACUGCUGAGAGUCUUCAAGCUGGCAAAGUCUUGGCCCACCUUAAAUACCCUCAUAAAAAUCAUCUUAAAUUCGGUGGAUGCUCUGGGCAACCUCACCCUGGUCUUAGCCAUUAUCGUCUUUAUUUUUGCUGUCUUUGGGAUGCAACUGUUUGGGAACAAUUAUAAAAACUCCUGCAAGAAGUUAGACCCCGCUUGCAAACUGCGCUGGCACAUGGAGGAUUUUUUUCAUUCUUUCCUCAUUAUCUUCCGGAUCCUGUGUGGGGAAUGGAUUGAGACCAUGUGGCACUGCAUGGUUGUGGCUGAGCGGUCCCUGUGCCUGCUGGUCUUUGUGAUGGUGAUGGUGAUUGGGAAUUUAGUGGUCCUCAAUUUGUUCAUCGCCCUUCUGCUGAAUUCCUUCAGUACCGAUAACCUCAACCAGCUCCCAGAAGAUGACAGGGAGACCAACAACUUGAAGAUUGCCUUUGCUAGGAUCCACAGAGGGCUUCAUGUUGCAAAACAGGCCACGUUGACCAUUUUCUUCCGGGCGCUGGGGUGGAAGGGGAAAGCCGCCACCAAGAAAGUAAAAUGUGACUCAGAGAAAUGUGAGGUAGAACUGAGAAACAAUGGCCAUAAUUUCAAAGAAGGCCACAGCAGCCCCCAAGGGCGUGAGAAGAGCAAUCAGGAUGACUUCAUCUCCAAUCCCAGCGUAUUUAUCUGUGUUCCCAUUGCUCAUGUGGAAACUGAUAGUGAUGCCUCGGAAGAUCUGGGCUCAGUUGUGGGGACGGAGUGCACGAAGCAGAAUGCCGGCUCAACCAGUUGUUCAGAAGGCAGCACUGUGGAUCUGACAGACCCUGAUGAAUUCCUGAAGAACAUCUCUGAGCUAGAUGAUGUUUUCAAGCAGCCAGACAAUUGCUUCCCAGAAAGAUGUGUUCACCAUUAUCCUUGGUGUUCUGUGAAUACUUCUAAGUUUCCAGGGAAAACAUGGUGGAAUUUAAGAAAGACGUGUUACCAAAUUGUGGAACACAACUGGUUUGAAAGCUUCAUUGUGUUCAUGAUUCUGUUAAGUAGUGGAGCGUUGGCAUUUGAAGACAUUUACUUGAGCGAAAGGAGGAAUAUUAAAAUCAUGCUGGAUUAUGCUGACAAAAUCUUCACCUACAUAUUUGUCUUAGAGAUGUUGCUGAAAUGGGUGGCUUACGGAUUCCACAAAUACUUCACCAAUGCCUGGUGCUGGCUGGAUUUCCUGAUUGUAGACAUCUCCCUGAUAACUCUGAUAGCACCUUUGCUUGGAAAAUUGGAGAUGGGCCCCAUGAAAUCUCUCCGUACACUGCGAGCUUUGCGACCGCUAAGAGCCCUGUCUCGAUUUGAAGGGAUGAGGGUGGUGGUCAAUGCCUUACUUGGAGCCAUUCCUUCCAUUAUGAACGUGCUCCUUGUCUGUCUGAUUUUUUGGCUCAUCUUUAGCAUUGUCGGAGUCAGCCUCUUUGCUGGAAAAUUUGGAAAAUGCAUUAACCGGACCGAAACAAAUAGCGUUAUCAACGAAAGUGUCAUUGUUUACAAGUCAGAUUGCGAAAACAGCACGGAACAACUGUAUUGGACCACCGUUAAAGUGAAUUUUGAUAAUGUUGGCCUAGGCUAUUUGGCUCUUCUUCAAGUGGCAACUUUUAAAGGUUGGAUGGAUAUAAUGUAUGCAGCAGUUGAUUCAACAGAAGUUGAGCGUCAGCCAAAAUGGGAGUACAACAAAUAUAUGUACAUCUACUUUGUGAUUUUCAUCAUCUUUGGCUCUUUUUUCACUCUGAAUCUUUUUGUGGGGGUCAUUAUUGACAAUUUUAAUCAACAAAAGAAAAAGUUCGGUGGGCAAGACAUCUUUAUGACAGAAGAACAAAAAAAGUACUAUAAUGCCAUGAAAAAACUGGGAUCAAAGAAACCUCAGAAGCCUAUACCAAGGCCAACGAACAAGUACCAAGGAUUCCUUUUUGAUAUUGUGACUCACCAAGUGUUCGAUAUUGCCAUCAUGACUCUCAUCUGCCUUAACAUGGUUACGAUGAUGGUGGAAGCAGAUGACCAGUCUCAGGAGAAGUUGUAUGUCCUAAACAAGAUUAACAUUCUCUUUAUCACCCUGUUCACAACUGAGUGUGCCAUGAAGCUGGUGGCCCUGAGACAUUACUAUUUUAUCAACGGAUGGAAUAUUUUUGAUCUGGUGGUUGUGAUCAUGUCAAUUGUAGGUAAUGUGCUUUCUGGGAUUGUAGUCUAUUUCUCGCCCACACUUUUCCGGGUGAUCCGUUUAGUACGGAUUGGACGAAUCCUUCGGCUCAUUCGAUCCGCCCGAGGAAUCCGGACCCUCCUUUUCGCCCUGAUGAUGUCUCUCCCUGCUCUGUUCAACAUUGGCCUCCUGCUUUUCCUGGUGAUGUUCAUUUAUGCCAUUUUUGGCAUGGCCAACUUCGCCUACGUCGUCAGGGAAGCUGGAAUUGAUGACAUGUUUAACUUUGAGACUUUCGGGAACAGCAUGCUCUGCCUCUUCCAAAUCACAACUUCUGCUGGCUGGGAUGGGCUCCUCAGCCCCAUUUUGAACACGGGACCGCCAUUUUGUAAUCCGAAGCUCAAUGUUCCUUCAACAUCUUCUAAAGGGGAUUGUGGGAACCCUGCAGUGGGGAUCAUCUUCUUCGUGACUUACAUCAUAAUAUCUUUUCUCAUUGUUGUGAACAUGUACAUCGCUAUCAUUUUGGAGAACUUCAAUGUGGCCACCGAAGAAAGCAGUGAGCCUUUAGGGGACGAUGACUUUGAAAUAUUUUAUGAGGUAUGGGAGAAGUUUGACCCCAAGGCAACCCAAUUUAUUUCAUAUUCUGAGCUCUCUGACUUUGCACACGCUUUAGUGGAUCCCUUGCGCAUCCCCAAGCCAAACAAACUUGAGUUGAUCGCCAUGGAUCUUCCCAUGGUCAGUGAAGACAGAAUCCACUGCUUGGACAUUCUCUUUGCUUUCACCAAAAGAGUUCUGGGGGACUCCGGAGAGAUGGACAUACUCAAGCAACAGAUGGAGGAGAAGUUCAUGCUUGCUAACCCAUCCAGGGCUUCACAUGAACCAAUCACCACCACCCUCCGACGCAAGUAUGAGGAAACUUCAGCUCUGGUCAUUCAGAAGGCCUUUCGAAGUCAUUUGCUUCAACGUUCCAUGAAGCAGGCCUCAUUCUUACACCGUCACAAAAACUGCGAUGGUGACAUCCUGGAAGAAGAUGCUCCAGAAAAGGAAGGUCUCAUUGCCCUUUUGAUGAAUGAAACUUAUAUCCGAAAUCUGGAAGAGUCUCAAACAUCAUCAUUGGAGUCUAUCCCUCCCUCCUACCAGAGCAUUUCAGGAGAGCAGGAUGGUGAAGAUGGAGACCACAAGGCCAUUCGUGGCCUGAAAAUGGCAGAAUCUUCUAUGAGGGAUAAGUUUAGAGAUGGUCAACUCUUUCCUGAUAAAGACAAGAUUUCCAAUGUUUAA